UAUAGUUAGUUGCAAUUUAAAUUUCAUCCAAACAACAUGGCAUUAGAAAUAAUUUUAAUUGCUUUGGCGGCAAUUACCGCAAUUUGUUACUUCUUGAAACAAUUAAUUGACAUGACAUUAGUGAUAUUCUACGUUAAAAAAAUGCCAGGUCCCCCGAAGUUCAAUUUAUUUUUCGGAAAUAUGCGUCCCUUGCAUAGCACUCCAGCCCAAAUUUUUAACGUCUUGCGAAAAUGGGGCCUAGAGUAUUACCCAAUUUACAAACUGUGGUUAUUUUUUGUAAGUGUCGCCAACAUACUGAGUCCGGAAGAUUUGGCGCUCAUUUUACCCGACAUGAAACACUCGAAAAAGAGCAAAGCUUAUGAUUUAAUCCGCAGAUGGUUAGGAAACGGUUUAUUGACAAGUUUUGGCACUCACUGGCAAGUGAGACGCAAAAUUCUAACUCCAGCUUUCCAUUUCAGUAUUUUACAAGACUUUAUUUUGACUUUUAACGAAAGUACGGAAGAGUUGGUCGAACUGUUGAAAAAAGAAGUUGAAAAACCGUUUGUUGAAAUAACUCCAUUGAUAACUCAGUUUACUUUAAAAGUUAUCGGAGAAACUGCAAUGGGUGUUAAAUUUGACUUUAGCACCAAACAAGCAAAAGAAUACAAAGAAGCUUUCCACAAACUUGUUUCUAUUGUGUUGCAUCGAAUUUUCCGACCUUAUUUAGCUUACGACAUUUUUUACGUCUUCAGCCCCAAAUUUUAUGAAGAAAGGAAGUUAUUAAAACUUUUGCACAACUUUACCAAUGACAUUAUCGCCAGAAGAAGGAACGAGUUUCAUCAAGGAACUGUCAAUACUCAAAAAAAGAAACGUUUAGCAAUGCUAGAUCUACUUCUGACAGCUCAAAAAGAAGAAGGAAUCAUCGACGACGAAGGAAUUCGUGAAGAAGUAGACACUUUUGUGUUUGAAGGCCACGAUACUGUUUCAGCAGCUAUCAAUUUUACUCUGAUGAUGCUCGCAAAUCAUCCAGAAGUUCAAGAAGAAAUCGUUCAAGAAAUGAAGGAUGUUUUAGGAGACAUAAAGAAGAAACCAGUUUACAAUGAUUUACAAGAGCUAAAAUACAUGGAACGAGUCAUUAAGGAAGUCCUAAGACUUUACCCAAGUGUCCAUUACAUUUCUCGAGAGCUGGGUGAAGAUAUGAUCACUACCACCGGUUAUAAAUUAAAGAAAGGAACAAUUUUGCAACUGCACAUCUACGAUCUUCAUUACAAUCCCGUCAUUUAUCCCGAACCAGAAAAAUUUGACCCGGAUCGCUUUCUACCAGAAAAUUGUGACAAAAGGCAUCCUUACGCUUACAUUCCUUUCAGUGCAGGUCCUAGGAAUUGUAUAGGUCAAAGAUUUGCGAUGUUGGAAUUGAAGGCAGUCCUCUGUGGUAUUUUAUCAAACUUUAAACCUGUGGAUACCCCUAAGAGUAUUGUUGUGGUCGAAGAUUUAGUUUUGAGGACUAAGGAAAAUAUCAAAGUCAAAUUUGUAUUAAGAGAAAUGUAAUCGUCGUUUGCGAAAAAAUUAUUAUUAUCCAACUACCAAAUUAAAAGUGUUUCGAAUUUGUUUGUGCACAUAAUUCAACCAUAGAUUAAGCAUUAAAAAUAAAGUGAUCCAUAUUUUUUAGUUA
Messenger RNA from Tribolium castaneum (red flour beetle), 1651 nucleotides. Its product is annotated as cytochrome P450 4C1. Lineage: Eukaryota; Metazoa; Arthropoda; Insecta; Coleoptera; Tenebrionidae. Gene Ontology annotation, molecular function: monooxygenase activity; heme binding; oxidoreductase activity, acting on paired donors, with incorporation or reduction of molecular oxygen. The record is from RefSeq and is a predicted model, not a curated record.